AUGCUUAGGAAGCUAUCGUUGGAGUUCAAAGACAAGUGGGAUGAAGAGAUUAAGAAUAUUCAAUUCGCGAUCAAUUCAACUUAUAAUUCAACAAUCAAACUAUCACCUUUCGGAGUAGUGCUUGGAUACAUUCCUGUAUCGCCAAUUAACAUGUUUAGAAACAAUAAUACAUCAAAUAGAGAAUGGAUCAGAGAGAUGGUCAAAGACAGUUUGUUGGAUAAACAAUUAGAUAUGUUGGAAGCAGAUGGAACCAUCAAGAACAAACCAACUUAUCAGAUUGGAGAUUGGAUGUUUGUCAAAGAUGAAUUUAUCAAUUUGGAAGUUGAUUGGAACACAAACACAGGAUCAAUUAAUAAUAAGAAUCGUGGACCGUUCAGGAUUACAAAGACAAUGAAUCAUUACUUAAAGGUAACUUUAGUUAUUGAAAUUCAAUAA
Heterostelium album PN500 is the source of this 435-nucleotide messenger RNA. RefSeq lists its product as uncharacterized. The record is from RefSeq and is a predicted model, not a curated record. The coding region runs from base 1 to 435 and encodes 144 amino acids. Gene Ontology annotation, molecular function: nucleic acid binding. The transcript is spliced from 2 exons. Lineage: Eukaryota; Evosea; Eumycetozoa; Acytosteliales; Acytosteliaceae.